Messenger RNA from Phanerochaete carnosa HHB-10118-sp, 2025 nucleotides. RefSeq lists its product as uncharacterized. Gene Ontology annotation, cellular component: nucleolus. The transcript is spliced from 6 exons. Lineage: Eukaryota; Fungi; Basidiomycota; Agaricomycetes; Polyporales; Phanerochaetaceae. Gene Ontology annotation, molecular function: RNA binding; protein binding. The coding region runs from base 1 to 2025 and encodes 674 amino acids. The record is from RefSeq and is a predicted model, not a curated record. Gene Ontology annotation, biological process: ribosomal small subunit biogenesis.
AUGGAGUGGACGGAUGUCGAAGAGGAAGAUAGUGAAGGAGAAGGCGAGGAUGAGCAAGUGGAAGAGGAAGUCUUCUCAUCAGGCGAAAUCGAUGAAAAGACGGACUAUGACGACUCGAGAAGUGCGAGAGGUUCAGCAGAAGACGAAGUGGAAGAGGAAGAAUGGACAGGGUUAAGUGGCUCCUUGCAGGCUGUUCAGGACGAUACCGCUAGCUCUCCAUCUCAACCUAAGCCUACCUCACAGCAACCUAUACCAGGCGCACGAUACAUCCCACCGCACUUGCGCAAUCGCCCAGUCGGGUCCGAGGCGGAAAAGCUCUCAGAGGAGCAGAUGAAGCUGCAAAGGCAGCUCAAGGGUCUACUCAACAGGAUGAGCGAGCAGAACAUCUCGUCCAUUCUCGAUGGCGUGGAGGAGAUCUAUAGGAACCAUAGACGAAACGAUGUCACUUCUACGCUCACGGCGCUCAUUGUGGACGGCAUAUCCUCGCAUUCCAUGCUCCUCGACACCUAUGUGGUUCUUCAUGCUGUGUUCGUAGCUGCCUUGCAUAAAAUAGUGGGCGUCGAGUUCGCUGCCUACUUCGUCCAAAAUGUGGUCGCGUCUUACGAGAAGCAUCUUACGUCUGCGGAGACUCAUUUCACGAGCGAGUCCCCCGCUGUAGAUGGUCAAGGAACACAGGACGACACCCGUGGAAAGGAAGCUUCCAAUCUCCUUGUUCUUUUAUCAGAGCUCUUCAACUUCAGCGUCAUCUCUCAUGUGCUUAUGUAUGACCUCAUCCGCACCCUUCUCUCCGAGCAGCUUAAUGAGCUGCGCGUCGAGCUCGUCCUCAGGAUUGCGCGCGAUGCAGGCCAGCAGCUGCGCUCGGUUGAUCCGACGGCUCUCAAGGACAUCAUCCAGAUUGUCCACACGAAAUUGCCGUCGGACUCGAAGACGAUGAGCUCGAGGACGAGAUUCAUGGUCGAGACACUGACCAGCUUGAAGAAUAACAAGGCGAAGAAGGUUGCUAGUGGCGCAGCAGGAUUAGCUGGCUCGGAGGCUGUCGAGAGGAUGAAGAAGUUCCUGAGUGGACUGAACAAGAAGAAGCAUGUCAAGACUCAUGAACCUCUACGUGUCUCGCUGGAGGAUCUCCACUCCGCCGAAAGUAGGGGUAAAUGGUGGCUUGUCGGUGCAGCUUGGGGCGGAGAUCCGCUCGUCGAUCGUCAGCAAGAGAACGCAGGCGGCGAUUUGGCAAAGAAGAUGGAGCCCACCGAGAACGUGCUUCUGAAAUUAGCUAAGGAACAAGGCAUGAACACAGACAUCCGCAGAAGUGUCUUUGUGGUUCUUAUGAGCAGCGAGGACUAUGUCGAUGCCUGCGACCGCCUGUCACAGCUCAAGCUGACCGAAGUUCAGCAACGCGAGAUCGUCCGCGUCGUUCUGCACUGCUGCGGCAAUGAGAAGUUCUUCAACCCGUACUACGCCUUUGUCAUCCAACAUCUGUGCCGGAAUGCGCAUUCAUACAAGAUCACCCUUCAAUUCUGCUUGUGGGACUUUCUGCGUGACCUUGGCGAGACGAACGUCGGAGGUGCGGAGGUGCUCAAGAACAUCGGGGAUGACGUCGUUGGCUUUGACGUGAAGAAGAUCUCGGAUACGAGAAUGAGAAAUGUUGCGAGAGUGUAUGCGUGGUGGUUGGCGAAGGACUGUUGCACGCUAGCGAUCCUGAAGCCCGUCGACUUUACAACCAUUAGACCGCCGACACAACGCUUCUUCAAAGAGUUUUUCACGCAUCUCCUUAUCAGCACCCAGCUCUCAACACCGCUGCUCACUUCCGACCUAGAAGACUUCCCGACCACCCGGAACAGAGGGCCCAUCGAAGAAGUGUUCAUCAAGGUAACACGGGUACAGACACUUGCGUACGGCCUGAUUUACUUCCUUGGUGAAGUUUUCUGUCACGGAACGGGGGAAACAGGCGAAAAUGAUUUCCUUAAGUGGGCGAAUAAGGUCGCUCUCGGCACACUCAGGACGGGUGUGGAUAUUGUGGCGGGCCUGUGA